AUGGAGAAUAACGAGGCAGAUAACUGGAGGGAUAUGGUCAUGAAGAUGCUCCCACCAGGUGCCCCUAUCCCGGACGAUGACAAAAUGGACUACUCGAUAGCCCUCGAGUACAAUGGGCCUCCGGUACCUUACGACAACAUCCCACAGGCCGAGCCCCUCGACUUGAACCCGGCCCAAUCCCAAUUGCCGACCCUCUUUCAGAGUCUAGACGAUCCGUGGCCCGUUACUCGGCCCCUCUGGCAAGACGGGCCACUCCCUCCAAACGAGGCAAGGCGGCCUAUGGUGGUGACUUUCAACACGGCUGAUAGGUCUGAACGGCAAUUGGCCGAUAGGGAAAAGCAGGUUUUCCCCGAAUUUGUGGUGGGCUUAGCCAAGGAGAAGAAGAAGAAGAAGAAAAAUAGGAAAAAGGCGAGGGUUUGCUAUAGGUGCGGGAAAGGGAAGUGGGAGAUUAAAAAAAUAUUGCAGCAACUGUGUGCUCCAGGCCAUGGGCUCGAUGCCCGAAGGACCCCAUUGGAGGUUAAGCAUAUCAUGAAGGCCGAGAAGGAGUGUGCGGCCAAUCAGCUCCGGCCGGAGCAGUUGAUUGUGAACGGGUAUCCUUUGAAGACGGAGGAGAUGGCAGAGCUUUUCGGGUGCCCUUUGCCGCCUAGGAAGUUGAAGCCGGGCACGUAUUGGUAUGAUAAAGAAUCAGGUCUUUGGGGAAAGGAGGGAGAGAAGUCUGAUAGAAUUAUUAGUUCGAAUUUGAAUUUUACGGGUAAACUAAGCCCGAGUGCGAGCAAUGGGAAUACUGAGGUGUACAUGAAUGGUCGAGAAAUUACGAAGCUUGAGCUGAGAAUACUGAAGCUUGCAAAUGUACAAUGCCCUCGUGAUACCCAUUUUUGGGUGUAUGAUGAUGGUCGAUAUGAAGAGGAAGGCCAAAAUAAUAUCAGAGGAAAUAUCUGGGAAAAGGUAAAUAACCAAUGCAUUUAUUCUCUCAACCCAAGAUUGAAGCACUUUUCUGACUGGCUGCUCCACAUAAUUGCCACUGGGGAUUUGGAUGCAUUUUUCCCAGCAGCAACACGCGAAUCCCCGCUUGUUGAGGAAGUAUGGAAAGAUCCUGCUAUUCAGGAGACUUAUAAGAGAAAGAAUGAACUCCACUUUCUUCCAGACGUAACCGAGUACUUCUUGAGCAGGGCCGUUGAAAUAUCGAGCAACGAGUAUGAACCUUCAGACAAAGAUAUAUUGUUUGCUGAAGGGGUGACUCAAGGUAAUGGGCUGGCUUUUAUGGAGUUCUCAUUGGACGAUCGAAGCCCAAUGUUAGAAACUUACACAGAAAAUAUGGAAUCUGGGCCCCCACCUCUCACCAAGUACCAGCUGAUCCGAGUCAACGCCAAGGGCAUGAACGGGGGUUGCAAGUGGGACGAGAUGUUCGAGGAUGUUCGUGUGGUCGUCUUCUGUGUGGCCCUCAGCGAUUAUGAUCAGGUGUGGGUGUCUUCAGACGCUUCCCGUGAGCCCCACCUUACGAACCGUAUGAUUCAAAGCAGGGACUUCUUCGAGUCCAUGGUCAAGCACCCAUGCUUUAAGGACACCCCAUUUGUCCUCGUCCUCAACAAGUAUGAUUUGUUCGAGGAAGAAGUCAACCGGGCCCCGCUCAGGAAAUGCCAUUGGUUCAGUGACUUCAGCCCGGUCAGGCCCCACCACAACACACAGUCCCUGGCCCAACAGGCCUACUUUUACGUGGCCAUGCGGUUUAAGGACCUUUACGCUUCCUUAACUGGCCGGAAGCUUUUCGUCUGGCAGACACGGGCCCGAGAGAGGCCCACAGUGGACGAGGCCUUCAAAUACAUACGAGAGGUCGUGAGGUGGGACGAGGAGAAGGAGGAUAUGUACUAUGCAGCCGGAGGGGAGGACUCGUUUUACAGCACAACUGACGUGAGCACGUCCCCAUUUGCCCGCCAAGAGUGA
This is a messenger RNA of Striga hermonthica, 1941 nucleotides long. The record is from the annotation of a GenBank genome assembly. Lineage: Eukaryota; Viridiplantae; Streptophyta; Magnoliopsida; Lamiales; Orobanchaceae.